UCGGGGCGAGUGCGGGCCCGCGAGUGGAUGCGGGCGGCCAGUCCGAGCGCGGUGUAACUCACCCGUCGCACGGGCCAUGCGGCCGGCGGUCUGAGGGGGGGAGGGAGAGGGAGAGAUACAGCGAGAGAUGGCGGCGAGCUGGCAGGACGCGCUGGCCGACAAGGCCGAGCUGCUGCUGGGGCGGCUGGAGGAGGGCGUGUGGGCCGGCCUGGGCCUUCUCCGCACCGGCCUGGGCAUCGACCCGGGCUCGGCCGCCUGGCUGCUGCUGCUGCUGGCGGCCGGCGCCGUCGGCCUGGCGCUGCUGUUGCUGCUGCUGGGCGGCGUGUGGGCGGUCGUCUGCUGCUUGGGCCGCUGCCUGGGGCUGGGGGGGAACAGCGGCCCGGCCUCGGCCCACGGCGGCCGCCGGAGGAGCGGCAGCGGCGUCAGGAACAGGGACCGCAGCCCAGCCGAGGUGCAGCUACUGCGGGCGGAGGAGCAGAGGAAGCGGGGCCGCAGGAGGGAGAAGCCAAAGAAAUCUCAGCCUAAUGGACGAGCAGGAACUGAACCAUUAGAAGAGGAAAUCAAUCAAUCAUUUGAGAAGAUUAUUGUGAAACAACUGGAUGCGGAUAAGAAAACUGAAAAGACAAAGAAAAACAAGAAGAAACCAAAGCCAGGGAUGAAGUUUCUGCAAGAUGUGCUCCAGAAUCGGGCAGAUGGUCGAGAAACUGAUGAAGGUGCUUGGGAAACCAAAAUCAGUAGCCGAGAAAAGCGGCAACAGCGCAGACGUGACAAAGGAAUAAAUGAAACUUCCUCCAUGGAUUCCAGUCUCCUAGCAGGUGGAGCGGAAGUGAUCUCUGCUCAGCAGCACACGGUGGCUUCAUCUGGGCUAGCUCCUCGCAAGGCCAAAGCAGUCGAAACAGCAGUUGCCCCUGGGCCCGGUGAACAGCAAGCAGUGAACGGAGGAAGUUGGUGUGAUAUUCCAGUGAAACUGUCCGCUCAGAUCAACGCAACCAAGGAAGACAAAUGGCGGCAGAUCCCUGCCUUGCCCAAUGUUAAAAGGAGCCCAGAUCAGCCUGCAUGGGGCAAGGAACGUGGCGAUAGCAACGCUGGAGCAAAGGAAUGGAAUCUACCCUUAGUCGACAAGGCUUGGAGUGAGAAUGCACUUUUCCCCAGCAUUGGUGCCUGGGCAGGAGUCAAUGAAAGGAUAAAUUCCUCAGAGCCGAAACCAUCUUUCUCUCGUGGGACAAAAGCCUCGGUGACCAGUGCCACCGGUGAACCAGCUCCCCAGCCAAGCGCGACUGACCAUCAAAGGGAUGCUAAACCUGCUCCCAGCCCAAUUGACGACGCCUGGUCAGGGAUAAACGGGAUUUCGACCGCCGACCCGAGCUCCGACUGGAACGCUCCAACUGAGGAGUGGGGUAACUGGACCGCGGAGGAGCCUGCCCCAGACGUGCCGCCCGAGGAGACCAUUCCAGAGGCUCAGAAGGUGUCAGAUGAAGACAAGGACAAAGCCGACGCUGGUUUGCAAGGUUCUGCAGGCAGCAAAUCCAAAAAGAAGAAGAAAAAGAAGAAAAAGGGUGAGGACGCUGCUACUGCUGCACAAGUGGAGGAUCAGGAGAAGGAGCCCAUGUGUGGAGAAGAGGAGCAGCUUGAUGUGCAAGCCCAGCCUGAAGCGGAGAGUCCUUCGCCUGUUGAAACCAUAUGCACUAGUGAACCAGCUGAGGUUGAAGAGGCGCAGCCUGUCGUGAUCAGCCAAGAACCAGCUGUCAUUGUGAAAAGUUCUUCCCAGGAUAUCACCUCCCAAGUGCCAGACACGCUAUCUGAGUCAGAGUCUUCCGCUUCUGUUGCUAAACAGAAUAACCAGCCUCCUUCACAAGCAAAAUCUGAAGGGAGUUGGGAAUCACCGAAGCAGAUUAAGAAGAAGAAGAGAGCAAGAAGGGAAACAUGAGGUUUUUAUUUUGUAUUCAGUGAUCAGUUGUUAUGCAAAAUGAUCUUGAAGAAAUCUGUUUAUGCAAUAAUUUGUGAAAAUGUACAGAAUUUUAUAGAAAAAUUUGACUGUAAUUUUUAUUAAAAACCUAUUGCAAAGCG
Molecule: messenger RNA, 2067 nt
Organism: Leucoraja erinaceus (little skate)
Lineage: Eukaryota; Metazoa; Chordata; Chondrichthyes; Rajiformes; Rajidae
Gene: mtdha
Product: metadherin a
Exons: 12
Coding region: 128-1927 (599 amino acids)
Biological process (GO): positive regulation of canonical NF-kappaB signal transduction; positive regulation of angiogenesis; regulation of transcription by RNA polymerase II
Cellular component (GO): nucleus
Molecular function (GO): transcription coregulator activity
Source: RefSeq, a predicted model, not a curated record